AUGGCCCUCUGCUGCUGCCCACCUUGCUGUGAGCCAUGCUGCUGCAAGACCACCUGCUGCAAGACCACCUGCUGCCAGCCCUGCUGCUGUGAAUCCAGCUGCCCUGAAUUCAUCUGCUGUCAGCCUUGCUGUCCCCCAUGUUGCUGCAGCAUACCAUGCUGCCAGCCCUGCUGCUGUGUGCCCACCUGCUGUCAGCCCUGCUGCUGUGUGCCCACCUGCUGUCAGCCCUGCUGCUGCGUGCCCUCCUGCUGCUGUCUGCCCCCCUGCUGCUGUCUGCCCCCCUGCUGCUGUCAGCCCUGCUGCUGUAUACCCACCUGCUGCCAGCCCUGCUGCUGUGUGCCCACCUGCUGUGAAAGUACCUGCUGUAAUUCCAUUUGCUGCAAACCAACCUGUGUGACCAUCAGCUGCAGCACACCCUGCUGCCAACCCUGCUGCUGCUGA
Chionomys nivalis (European snow vole) is the source of this 441-nucleotide messenger RNA. Its product is annotated as keratin-associated protein 4-6-like. The record is from RefSeq and is a predicted model, not a curated record. Gene Ontology annotation, cellular component: keratin filament. Lineage: Eukaryota; Metazoa; Chordata; Mammalia; Rodentia; Cricetidae. The coding region runs from base 1 to 441 and encodes 146 amino acids. The transcript has a single exon.